This is a messenger RNA of Ectocarpus siliculosus, 1290 nucleotides long. Lineage: Eukaryota; Phaeophyceae; Ectocarpales; Ectocarpaceae. The record is from the annotation of a GenBank genome assembly.
AUGUGUAGGCCCAAGUGGUUCAGCGGGAGAGUUAUUUCCGGGUCUCUGAGGAGAAAUCUUUGCGAUGCCGUCACCUCCAAGCGCCUGCUGGGUUACGUGAGAUCUUUCCAAGCAGCCUGCGGAGUGUCCGCGGCCGGGCGGGUCGGCAAUGCCCCCCUUCACGCCCUCUUCACCGCGGCGUCGGCCCUAGGGGACGAGGCCUUCUACACAGUGGCCCUGCCGCUCUGCGCUUGGGUGCUGGACCUCGAGCUGGGCCGCCGCCUCGCGUUCUUCUGGGCCUCCACUUACUACGCGGGCCAAGCGGCUAAGGACAAAACAAGUUGGGGAAAAAAAAAAAGUCCGAAUCAAAAAAGGAAUACUCCCACCGGGGUUCGAACCCGGGACCUCGGCUUUAUCAGAGCCGCGCUCUACCAACGGAGCUCUGGGAGCUGGUACGGCCUCCCAAGCACGCACACGAUGGGCUCGCUCAUCCCGUUGUUCCUCGUGGCUUGCCAUUCCCGGCGAGGAAGCGGCAGCGGAAGCAGCGGCUGCGACGGCAAUGACUGCUCCCUCCUCGAGGGCGGCGCCGCCGAUGUCGUCGGGGAUAGUAGCUAUCCGACCGCGGGGGUGUUGUUGUGGGCGUGCCUGGCUUGGAGCUCCGCCAUCGCGACCAGCAGGUUGUACAUGGGGGUGCACUCGAUUCCUGACGUGCUUGCGGGGUAUCUGUUAGGAGGCUUCCUUUUGACGUUCUGGCUCGCCUUCGGGGGCGCCGUGGACGCCUUCAUCGUGGGAAACCCCAUGGCUUGGUUGGUUGUCUUGGGCGGGGCGGGCGGGGCUAUCUUGGCCUACCCGUGCCCCAAAAAGUGGACGAACUCUUUCGGGGACACCGUAAUCAUCGUGGCCACGGCGGCGGGUUUCCUUGAGGCCUGCUGCCUUUUGCAUCGCGGCGGUAGGGGUGACGGCGGCGGCGGCGGCGGCACUGGUGACGUUACUCUCCAGGUCCUGCAAGGAGUUCACUUGCUCUCCUCCGGGCGAGCCGAAGGGUACGGGUGGGGCGCACUGCUCGGGGACGGGAGGCGGUGCGGCGUGGGGUUUUUAGUCCUCUUGCCAAUGAGGUCGGUGCUGAAGCUCGUGUCUAAAGGGGCGCUAUCAGCCGUGCUAGCCCGCAGCCCCAGCUGGCCCAAGGGGGAGACCCCGCGGAGGAAUUUGGUGGACAUCCCUUCCAAGGUCGUGGUGUACGGCUGCAUGGGGUUCAGUUCCUGCUACUUCGUGCCGAGCCUCUGGCUCUAUUUUGGGCUUGAGAAGGAGUAG